Molecule: messenger RNA, 2276 nt
Organism: Theobroma cacao (cacao)
Lineage: Eukaryota; Viridiplantae; Streptophyta; Magnoliopsida; Malvales; Malvaceae
Product: DNA repair protein RadA-like protein
Biological process (GO): recombinational repair
Molecular function (GO): ATP hydrolysis activity; ATP binding; damaged DNA binding
Source: RefSeq, a predicted model, not a curated record
UUGCUUCAGAAAGACAUGGGAAUUGAGCGUUAAGGACAUUGGGCUGUUAGAAGUUGGAAGCAAGAUCUUAAGCACCUUGUUUAAAACUUGGCGGGGUUCUCUUCUCUGUCAUUUCAAUCUUCCGCCAAAACCUUAAGCUAAAGCCUGCUCUAGAAACAGAGAAAAUCCCUCUCUCCCUCGCAUUCCCAGGCUACUUCACAGUUUCUCUUAUGCAAAAUCAUAGAAAUGAAAGCUAUAAGAUCAAUUUACUACACCCAUAAACACUUCCUUCUCCUUAAUCCCACCAGAAUCCCUAUUUCCAUCUCCUUCCUUUCCCGCCAUUUCCACUUAACCAACCCCCGGUUCGCUCUAAAUUUCCCUGAAACCGAUGGAACCGACAAAACCCCUCGUGUGUGGACCGUCUACGAGCCACUUACCGGUGAGCUCUCCAUCCGUAGCAGCAAACAGAAAAGCACUAACCAGGACGUGGAGUCGGGUUCCGGAGACGAAGAAAAUGCGGAUUUCGAGACUGAGAGGACUUAUGGGAAGGCCAAAAAUGCUAAUUGGAGCAAUGGAACCAAAAUCCACAAGGGAUUCUCAGGUUCUAACGAUAGGGCUCGUUAUUCUCCCAAGGAGAACACUGAUGGGAUGAGCCGAAAGAAGACGUUUUCGGUUAAUGGGUUGGGACUGGACAUAGUUGGGAAUAAGAAGAAAGGGAAAGGUAAAGUUAGGUGGGUUUGUGAGGAUUGUGGAUACUCAGAUGGACAGUGGUGGGGAGUUUGCCGUUCUUGUGAUCGUUCUGGGACGAUGAAGAGGUUUACGGAAGGAGAGACUAAGAACAGAGGGUUAGAAUUUUCGGAAACUGUGUUGCGGUCUUGGCUCCCAAAGGAUGCAGGGGAUGUGGAACCGGUUAGAUUGAUGGAUGUUAACUGUGGGAUUAAGAAGAUGGAUUACCGGAUUCCACUGCUUGGACCCUUUGGUAAUGAAGUUGCUAGGGUGCUUGGUGGUGGCCUUGUUCCAGGUUCAUUGGUUUUGAUUGGUGGUGAUCCUGGUGUUGGAAAGAGUACCUUACUGUUGCAGAUGGCUGCUUUAAUUGCUGAGGGGCAAGACUCAGAUGAACCUGCUUCUGUAGUAUAUGUCUCUGGCGAAGAGAGUGUUGAACAAAUUAGCAGCAGAGCUGAACGCAUGAAGAUUGGAGCAAAUGAUCUUUUCCUAUACUCUGGAACGGAUAUUGAGGACAUAUUGAUGAAAAUUCAGCCCCUCUCGCCUCGGGCUCUAAUUGUUGAUUCAAUUCAAACGGUGUAUUUAAAGGAAGUUACUGGAAGUGCUGGAGGUCUCUCACAGGUUAGGGAAUGCACAUCAGCUUUGCUGCGGUUUGCAAAAAAAACCAACAUCCCAGUUCUUUUGGUUGGGCAUGUUACAAAAUCUGGUGAUAUAGCAGGACCUCGUGUCUUGGAGCACAUUGUAGAUGCUGUCUUAUAUCUGGAAGGGGAAAAGUGCUCAUCUCAUCGUUUGCUUCGAUCUGUGAAGAAUCGUUUUGGGUCAACUGACGAGCUUGGAGUAUUUGAAAUGUCACAAUUGGGACUGCAAGCUGUUUCAAACCCCAGUGAGAUGUUUUUAAGUGAUCAGAACUCAGAUUCAGAGUUUUUAGCUGGACUUGCUGUUGCAGUGAUUAUGGAUGGAUCUCGGGCUUUCCUUAUUGAAAUUCAGGCAUUGUGUGUAUCUAGCUCAACAGUUUCUAGGCAUGUUAAUGGAAUCCAAGCAAGCAGAGCUGACAUGAUUAUCUCCGUCCUUGCCAAGCAAGCUGGUCUAAAGAUCCAAGAAAAUGCUGUUUUUCUAAAUGUUGUCAGUGGAGUGUCAUUGACAGAGACUGCUGGGGAUCUUGCAAUAGCAGCAUCAAUUUGUAGCAGCUUCUUAGAGUUUCCUAUUCCCAAUGGAGUUGCGUUCAUUGGUGAAAUUGGCCUUGGUGGUGAGCUUCGCAUGGUACCGAGGAUGGACAAAAGAGUAAGCACGGUUGCAAAACUGGGAUAUAAGAAGUGUAUUGUGCCCAUGUCAGCUGAGAAAUCAUUAGCAACUCUUGAUUGUGGGGAAAUGGAGAUUAUUGGCUGCAAGGAUUUGAAGGAGGUCAUCAAUAAUGUCUUCACUAAACACUGAAAGAGUUGGACAUCAUUGGUCCAGAAAAUAUGUAUCACAUCCUCUGUAUGCUUUGAUUUACUUAGUUGUAUUUGUAUGUAAUUCCCAUCAUGUCAGUGGACAUCUAAAGAAUUAAAAAUUUGACCCAAAGGAUUUCAACUUUA